CCUGCUACUGCAAAGGAUCUUUCUCUUGGCUAAAAACCAUACCUCUUGUCCAAAGGUCUCCUUCUCCACCCACGUUUUGACGAUUAUCAUCCAUGUCAGUCAUUACGAAAAUAUCCGACCCUAUCGACUUUCACCCAAAGUGUCAUUCAUAUGACCGAGCAUCCACCGAUAUGGAACAGCGUUUUCCACUGGACGACAUUGGAAUCAGUGCAAAGUCUAAAAUCACAUCAUUAUUACAAGUUCGACGAGAAACGGAGACAGUCAAUCAUGUUUCGCACCAGAGCCAAUCCAUCGGCGAGCCCUCAAUGAGUUUGUCCAUUGCACAAAAUGAUGAGUACAAGCACUUGAGAAACAAUCAGUCUUGUCAAAAGUUUCCUAAUAUGGAGGAUGGUGCGUUUCAGGCAACAACGGACAUCAUUUCCGAAAAGGAUGGUCAGCGAUCCAUCCAGACGGCUUCGGUGACAUCUUUCCAGCAUUCAUCCCACUCACGUACGAAGAAAGCGGAGCGCAAAUAUCCCCGAAACUUGCAGCCCAUUGUGAACAAAGAUCUGAUUUGUUCUUCACGGACGGCCUGUAAAGCCAUUCAAUGCGAACCUAUGCACACAAAGAUAUCUGACUUUCCGCCUGUCAUUCCGCCUAUUCUAUUAACCACGCACGAUGAUCGUGAAGAAUCGGUCUUUGAUACGUCCGAAUAUACAGCGACGCCUUUUUCGCCUGUUUCCAAUGUCUACAAUUACGCAUUGAUGUGUGUUUCCGACAAAGAAAGUUUCCAUCCGCUUUCGUCCCCGCCCCGAGACGAAGCUGUUACUUCCUUUGUACGACCUUAUGCUGAUACGUUCGAAAAGUUGCAACGAAACUUUGAGAGCUCAGGAUCAUCGGAACGAAUACUUCAUAGUUCGCCGUGCCGUGCUGUGGGCAAAGAUCCAUCAUCAGGUACGCAGCUAUCCCUGAAAUCAGGCGGUCAACCCCGCGCACGGAUGGGUGUCAUGAUAGCCAAGCAAGAUAAUUCGCCACCAAUGUUUGCUUACCUUGCUAGAGAGGAUUUGACCCGAGACAAUCAGACCGGCUUCUUGAGUGCUGGCACCGAGAACAUGCGAGGUCUUAAACAUCACAAGUCCGAAAGUGAUCUUCGAGGGUUGAGCCAAAGCCUCGAAGAAACGAGUCCUCCGUCCAACCUUGCUUUGGCAGUAUCCUUGACCGAAUUCUCAUUAUUCUCUCCAAAUAUCCAAGGAUAUCGAUCUCGAAAAAUUUCUCCUACCAAAACAGUCCAUGGGCAGCAGGACCUGUCCAAAGGAUCCAAACAGAAAAAGAGAGAAAACAAUCUGUUUUUUCGACAAGGUCACGGCAACAACGCUUCAUACUUUGUACGACAACAACGGUCCGCCGACGAUAUAACGUGUCGAAAAGCCAUUGAUCUUUCGCGUGGGGAAUUCAUCGACAGCAGCAUUUUUCAUCUGUCCGAACGUGGGAAGAAAGUGCUCACGGUUGAGAAGAAAUCUGACAAAAUGAUCAUUCUCUCCGGGACAACAGCUAAAUUACUAAGCACGCUAACCGAUGAAUCCUUGCUGGACCUGGAAUAUACCGAUACUUUUAUCAUGACACAUCCGUUCUUUAUCCCGUCAUCCGAUUUACUGGAAAAGCUAAUAGACCGAUUUCGAUUGGAUCAGCUAUCAAGUGAAGAGGCGCAUCUUUUGCAGUGGAAGAACCACAUUCGCCUAAAAAUACUGAAUACAUUGUCUCAAUGGAUCAAACUACGGUAUCAGGAUUUUGGGCAGGAUGUCACACUGCUUUGCCAAGUUGAAUCUUUCCUUGAGCGUGAUGUGAGAAAAACGGAAUUUGCAGCAGAGUAUGUUACGCUGAGGCAUUUUCUUUCGUUCCAGAUGCAUCGAUAUCAUCAAGGUCGCUGCGCGGACCCGUCAAACCACUCCACCUAUUCAUCAAGCACAUUACCUUCCUUACCAGCGUCGCCAACUAGCACUAUGGCGUUCAAUGGUCAUCGCCGUCCUUCAGGAGCGUCCAGUUUGUUUUCUUUGAUCUCCAGCAUCAGCACACCUCCUGACUCGCCAGUGUCUUGGCAACCAUCGCAUUCCCUAAAUGGGAAUUUCCUGGCCACACAUGAUGCCAAAGACGUUGCAAAGUACCUUACGUUAGCCGAUUACCAUUGCUUCAAGAGCAUCACGGCAAAAGAAUAUCUCGAGGGUUCUUGGCGUACCGAGGGUCAUGAAACAGAGAACAGUCCUAUUGCACAAAUGACCGAUCGCGCCAACUUGUUGAGCCAUUGGGUCAUUCACGAAGUUUGUACGGUCAAAGUGCCCAAGCAGAGGCGCCUCGUGAUACGAAAGCUGAUAGAGAUAGCCAAGCACUGUUUUGAGUGGAGCAAUUUCCACACCAGCAUGGUACUGACCAUGGGGCUGGGGAGCGCUACGGUCCAAAAAUUGGAGGAGUGGAAAUCAUUGCCAAGCCGCGACAUGCAAGCGUUUGCUGGUCUUGAGAAGCAACUAAACGUGAGCAACAAUAUGGCGACGUAUCGACAUACGUUACGAAAAGCGAAAUCACCUACGAUUCCUUUCUUUCCACUUGUCAUUAAAGACCUGACAUUUUUGAUCGAGGGCAACCCGACGUAUCUUCCGGACGACAUGGUUAAUUUUGCAAAGUGCAGGUCACUUGCCAUGUUUGUCAAACAAUUGCUCCAUUAUACAAAGGAAAAUUACGGGUUUGCAAGUGACCUUGAAUACUUUGCAUUUUUCAAUGAAAGAGCACCGGUAUUCGCAGCUGCACCACUGGAUCCUGUAGCCGAGACAGUCGAACAAAAAAUCCAAGCCUUAAAAGGCUGCUAUCGUGAUCCUUAUUGUGACCUGAUGGGGAAAGCUAAUCUAUCGUCGUCUUAGCCGGUCACUCAUGGAUGAACAAAAAAAAACAUACAGUAAAUGAUGUUUGACUAUCCAAAUAUGAUCUUUCUUUUUGUAAAUUUUGUGAAUUUUUGAAGCCUGUGUCUACUUAUCUUGUUCUAGCCAUUUUUUUUUCCU
Messenger RNA from Radiomyces spectabilis, 3026 nucleotides. Its product is annotated as ras guanine nucleotide exchange factor domain-containing protein. Lineage: Eukaryota; Fungi; Mucoromycota; Mucoromycetes; Mucorales; Radiomycetaceae. Bases 93 to 2888 code for a protein of 931 amino acids. Gene Ontology annotation, cellular component: plasma membrane. Gene Ontology annotation, molecular function: guanyl-nucleotide exchange factor activity. The transcript is spliced from 6 exons. Gene Ontology annotation, biological process: Ras protein signal transduction; positive regulation of GTPase activity. The record is from RefSeq and is a predicted model, not a curated record.